AUGGAAAUCCAGGGGCUUUCUGAUGCCCAAAACAUUCACUCGCAACAUGGCGCCCUACACAGUACCACUUCGUCUCCUCUUCGAUCAGCUACAGGGUCGAUACCUCGCUUUAUUUCCACCGAAAAUGAAGCGGAUAGACUGCUGGAGUCGUCUGAAGCUCAGAGGGACAACAACAACAACACCAGGCCGAGCACAUCUCCGUUUCUCCUACUGGCGGAAAAUGGUAGCGGGGCGGACUGCUCGUCUGUCAGCAAACCUCAACCAACCGAUAAAACACAUUUACUGGACGACAGACCGAGUACCGCACUUCGUAACGUGAACACGGAGAAAGAAAACGAGUUUAAUGCGCUGUUUGCUCCGCACGACUUUGUCAGGACUGCGUGGAAAUACGGCGUAGAAAGCGGGGACGGUGUAAUGCAAAUGGCGCUGCCUCUGUUUGAAGGGGAAGAGGAACCGAUGCCGCAGCGGCUGCAAACGUUUCCAGUUUUACGGCAGCAGCGUGAGGACGGCGCCUCCAAGCAGCCUCCGCCGGCCAGCCACAGCGCACACAGGGCGGACACAAACACACAGGAACUAUAUGUUGUUUUUAACGUCGUACAAGAUGAUGGCAACGGUGAGGCUAACAAACACCGAGCGGCGGAUGUAUCGUGUAAGGACGGCGAUAAAAUGAAAGGUAAAAAGCCAGAGUGUUCUAAAGCGAGUUCCUGUGGCCCCAUGGAGGUUGGAAACAGCAGUAACGUUAUUCUGCGUCAAGCUAAUGACAACUUGAACUGUCUGGAAGCUCAAACCUUGAAAAAAAGCGAGCAUGUUUAUAAUUUACUAAACGACAACUGUACGGUGGUUAGUGCUAAACAGACGGAUUAUUACCACACUGUGGAAGACGUUGUUUUGACAAACAAAUAUGGCGAUAAGAUCUGCGGCCAGAUUUGUACUGAAAACAAUGAAGGCAAACUGGUGCGGGAGCUGUCGUCGCAGCCCCGUCUGGAAGAGGGCAGUGCCUUGAUUUCAGGGAACUCGAGCAUCGUGGAAGCUAUGGACACUUCGGAUUUCAUUUCAGAUUCAUCGGGACUGCAGGGCUGUGCGAACCCGGCCACGGCCUCCACAAGCCCUCCUGCAAGCGAAACCUUUUCCGGUACUAUCACGAUAAACAACCAAAGCAUCAUAGUGACCAUAGAGAACGGGAUACUGACUCUAGCCGCCCCGCCGGAGGGCUACGUCCACAAAGAGGAUGACAUGGUCAGCUUAAAGGAGCAUCUAGGUAUGAAAGAUCAUGAGGAUAUUGUUCUUCUCAACUAUGACAGCGGCACAAAAUCCAUCGGGAAGAUCAGCACGUUGGCAGUGUCCAACUCCAGCCAGCAUGAAGAGCCCAGGCCCGGGGUGUCUGUGAGCGACUCUGAGCUAGCUCUGGUGGAUGACUGCACUCUGUCAGAGCUGGGCACCUCUCUGGACUCCUGCCCCAUCGUUAAGCAGGAGGCAGGGGGGCUGUGUGCUGUCACAGAAGCUGAUCUGGUCCCACCAUCCACUAAAGCCCCCACUGUCACAGAGUGUGACAACGAGGACUUCCAGUCUGUCCAGUUAUUCAGAUCCAAGAAGGAGACCGUAGCCUCCUUCAGCUGUCCAGAGCCAGGCUGCUCAUGUAUUUUUGACACCCGGCAGAAGCUGAAGGUUCACCUCCUGAACCACGCAGAGGAUCCACGCCCCUACCAGUGUACGGUGGAGGGCUGCGGCUGGGCUUUCGCCACCUCCUACAAGCUGAAGAGGCACCUUCAGUCCCACGACAAGCAGCGGCCACACACCUGUCAGUUUGAAGGCUGCGGAAGGCGUUUCACCACCGUCUACAACCUGAAGGCUCACGUCAAAGUCCACGAACAGGACAACGCCUUCAUCUGCGAGAUCUGCAGCGAGAGGUUCCGCAGUGCCACCCGGCUCACCAAUCACCAGAGGGUCCACUUUGAGCCCCAGAGGCCCCACAAGUGUGAAUUCCCAGGCUGUGAGAAAACCUUCAUCACCUUCAGCGCCCUGUUCUCCCACAACCGCACUCACUUCAGAGAGACGGGCCACUUCACCUGCUCCUACCCCGGCUGCGACAAGACAUACGACAAGGCCUGCCGCCUCAAGAUUCACCUGAGGAGUCACACGGGUGAGAGGCCGUUUGUGUGUGACUCUGAGGGAUGCGGCUGGUCCUUUACCAGCAUGUCAAAGCUGCUCCGACACAAACGGAAACAUGAUGAUGACCGUCGUUUCGUCUGCACAGAGGAAGGUUGUGGGAAGUCCUUCACCCGGGCCGAGCACCUCAAGGGUCACAGUAUCACCCAUCUGGGUACCAAGCCCUUCCAGUGCCAUGCAGAAGGUUGUAACGCCAAGUUCUCAGCUCGCAGCAGCCUCUACAUCCACUCCAAGAAACACAAGCAGGACGCCAGCACCCUGAGGACCCGCUGUCCUGUGGCCAACUGCUCCAAGCACUUCUCCUCCCGCAGCAGCCUUAAGAGCCACAUGCUCAAACACCACCACCUCAGUCCUGAUGUUCUGAGUCAGAUGGAGACCACCCCCACCCUGACCCCUAGCAGUGAGCUCAUCAGCUCCACCCCAACAACAGUUGCAGGGCCUGGUAUCACAGGCGGGGAUCAGCUGACUAACUUGGACCUCAGCUCUCUGUUCUCCAGCAUACCUGGAGGCCCCGCACCCACCACCAGCAUCGGAGUGGGAAUCCCCGUAGGCGGGAGCAGCUCUAACGGAGCCUUCACCAUGGAUCUGGCCCUAGUCAGCUCAGGCAUCCUCACCAUAGACCCCUCCUCAGUGGGCACGGCGCUCAACGCCAGCACCAGCACCACGCUGGCCAAAGCCGUGGACCCUCUCAUCCUGGCAGCCAGCGCAGACAUGGGCCCCCACCACGGUCUGGAGGGCACGGUGGUCGACGUCCUGCCACCACAGGGCACCCUCAAUCUGGACGACGUGCAGACCGUCACCCCCGAGGCCCUGGGAACCCUCGCGGCUCUCACCAUGCAGGGCCCCGGCGCCUCGGUGGACCCCACCCUGCAGCACCCGCUAAGCUCCUCCAGCGCUCUGAGCACGGAGCCCGCAUCCUCCCUGGCCGUGGCCCCCGUCGCCGAGCUGCUGGCCUCGCCCUCGAAGGUGGUGGAGGUGGGCGGCCAGGCGGGAGCGGGGCCCCUGCUGGGCUGCGUGGAGGUGCUGGGUCCUCAGGAGGGAGCCAAAGUCCUCACGCAGUUUGUUUUCCCCGGUCACAGCAGCAGCUUCAGUCCACAGAAAGACCCGGAGCUCAACGCUGUGUCUCCAAGCAGCUUCCUGGAGAGUGGAGGAUCAGCCAGGACGGACUACAGAGCCAUCCAGCUGGCCAAGAAGAAGAAGCAGAUAGGCCCCUCAGCCUCCUCUGGGGCUUCAGGAUCGAAUCAGAGAAAAACUAAAGGAGUGAAGUCGUCCUCUGCUUCAGCACCUCUGGCUCCCUCCGCUGCUCGUUACAGUGAAGGAGCAGCAGCAGCCAACGGGGGCCUCACCCUGCGCGACCCAGUCACCGGGGCCCAGUACGUCCAGAUCCAGCUGCUGCAGGACGACCCAGCCAGUGAUGGAGACCUGGCCUUCCAGCUGAGCUCUCAGCCCUCCAGCUCCCACUCCCAGCUCACUGUUGACCUGCCUGUCAACAUUUUACAGGAACCUUCAGUGAUGACAGAGGACGACAACGGCUCUGACAACUCACAGUUCACAGGAAGCACAAUCAACCUCCAGGAUUUGGAGUGACCCCCUCCUCCCCCCAAACACAGUGCUGGAGGGGUCAGAGACGGCUCUGUCCUCGUCACUGUCCACUGUUUACAUCCACAAACAUGCUCUGAGAUGUUUGACUCCAUGAAGCGGUUGCCUCAACUUUACCCAGGACUCUGAAAGCCUUUCUGGACCUGUGGUUAAUAUGGA
Scomber scombrus (Atlantic mackerel) is the source of this 3924-nucleotide messenger RNA. Its product is annotated as zinc finger protein ZXDC. Gene Ontology annotation, molecular function: transcription coregulator activity. The record is from RefSeq and is a predicted model, not a curated record. Gene Ontology annotation, biological process: regulation of transcription by RNA polymerase II. Gene Ontology annotation, cellular component: nucleus. The transcript has 10 exons. NCBI's taxonomy places the organism in Eukaryota, Metazoa, Chordata, Actinopteri, Scombriformes, Scombridae. Bases 1 to 3753 code for a protein of 1250 amino acids.